Macrobrachium nipponense is the source of this 2025-nucleotide messenger RNA. It is a transcript of the gene Atg6, whose product is annotated as beclin-1-like protein. The coding region runs from base 157 to 1437 and encodes 426 amino acids. The record is from RefSeq and is a predicted model, not a curated record. Gene Ontology annotation, cellular component: phosphatidylinositol 3-kinase complex, class III, type I; phagophore assembly site; phosphatidylinositol 3-kinase complex, class III, type II. Lineage: Eukaryota; Metazoa; Arthropoda; Malacostraca; Decapoda; Palaemonidae. The transcript has 9 exons. Gene Ontology annotation, biological process: autophagosome assembly; cellular response to nitrogen starvation; late endosome to vacuole transport.
CAAUUCCCCAACGUCGAUCCUGUGAAGGCGAAAAGGACGAGAAAUUCCCUGCAUAUUUCCGUCGUUUAUCACGAAUUACGUCGCGUAAUCGACGUUGUUGAGAUAAAUAAUAAUUAUCGUAAUAAUUUUGAAGCUGAUGCCACACUGUGAACCAACAUGGAUCCUCGUGUCACUGUGAAUUUUGUGUGCCAGCGUUGCACGCAGCCCAUUCAUUUGGAUGCAGGCUUCUCCCAUCUCAACGAACACACGCUUGCUGAACUUGCUUUACCAAUAUACCAGGGCAUCGAUGCCGACUUUGAUCCGUCAGAUGAAACUCUGGACAAGUUUGUCCCUCCUCUCCGCCUGUCGGAUUCAGGCCAUCACAACCACGGAUUUAUGCUAGUCGGCGAAUCGUAUGACACAGAGAAAACUCAGCCUUUGAAGGUUGUCACUGGCUUGUACGAUCUGGUCAGCUCAAACAGCGACAUAGACCACCCGCUCUGCGAGGAAUGUACAGACGCACUUCUGGACAUGAUGGACACGACUUUGUCUCGAACACAGAAGCAGGCACAGAUGUCUCAGCAGCUUCUGGUGUCACUGAACAAGAUGCCAGACGAAGACGUCACGGCUUUGGAGAACGAACUCAAGAGUUACGGCUUGGAACAGGAGCGCCUGCUUGUUGAACUGGCCGAGACCCAGAAGGAACAGGAAGUCGUGAUGACCGUCUUGGAGAAGCAUGAGGAGGAGAAGGCGAGGUUGCAGGACGAAGAGGAACGGUAUUGGCGGGAGUACUGUUCUCACAAAUACCAACUCACGCAGAUGGAGGACGAAAACAGGAGCUUAAAGAACCAACUACAGUACACUCAGAACCAGUUGGAACGACUGAAGAAGACCAAUGUCUUCAACACAACAUUCCAUAUCUGGUACUCUGGUCACUUUGGAACGAUCAACAACCUCCGGCUCGGUCGUCUGCCAACGGCACCCGUCACGUGGCCAGAGAUCAAUGCUGCUUGGGGCCAGACUGUGCUUCUUCUUGCUUCGCUCGCAAGGAAAAUUGGACUAAAGUUCUCCAAGUAUAGGCUUGUGCCUUUUGGGAAUCACUCGUAUAUUGAGGUGAUCGGAGAAAACCGUGAACUCCCGCUGUACGGAUCUGGAGGCUUCAGGUUCCUCUGGGACACCAAAUUCGAUGCCGGGAUGGUGGCCUUCCUAGAGUGUGUCGCAGAGUUCCAGCAGCACGUCGAAGCCCAGGGAGGACAGUCGGCGAAGUUCUGUCUCCCGUACCGCAUCAACAAACACUUCAUAGAGGAUCCGACGUCUAACAAUUCCAUGUCGAUCAAGAUGCAGUUCAAUAGCGAAGAACAGUGGACGAAAGCCCUGAAAUUUUUACUCACGAACCUCAAGUGGGGUUUAACGUGGGUUUCCUCCGCCCUUUUCUCCAGCUCCCAGGGCGAGAACUAAGAUCACGACGGGAGAUUUCGUGAAGGAGGGCAAUGUUAUCGUUGUGCUGUGCAAUCUUGAACAUUAGGCCAGUAGUACCUUGGAGGGACCUCUGAGAAAGCUCGUAUUGAUGACGGGAAGUGUAAUUGUCAAUCCAUGUAAUCAUAAACACUCAGGCCAUUCAUUGCCAAAUCACCCUGAACAACAGACUAAGCUGACAGAGAACUGUUAUGCCUGUUAGACUGGUAUUGGUAUGAUCAAAGAUGUAUAUAGUGUUGUAAUUAUGGUUGGUACAUAACCAACACAAAUAUUUUUUAUUUACAUCAUAAGUAAGUUAUGUAACUGUUUCCUACUUUCUAAGUGCGUACAAGGAUAUUUCCUUCUUCGUUUUGGAACCAUGAUGCUAAGUUCGGUUGCUGGUGUAUCCAGUAAAUUUGUUUGAAUUUCUUAAACAUGGUUUGAAUUGUGGUAAUGCGAAAUGCAUUUUCCCUCAUACUGUACAGAAUUCUGUUGCUGAUUUUGACAUUAGUACAGUACGGAACUUUUAUAUGUGAUAUACGUGUAAGGCAAACAUGUUUUGUUUGUAAAUAAAUGUUUAUACAAGUUUAA